GUAAAAUCGAAAACUACAAAAAGUUGGAGGGGAUAAGAUCGAAUUUAAUAUCAUUUGUUGGAACUUUCGGUCUUGCUCAGAGGGUUUCCAGUACAAGUAAACAAUCCCUCUCUUAAACCCUAUCAUUUUCCACCCGCUUCGCCAUCUCUCCUUUCGUUCGGAAGAUCCAAACUUUUGGUUCAGAUCGAGAGCAAUUAAGCAGAGCUCUAUUGCUUUGUAGUCUAAAUUGAAAGUAAGAUGAGUUCGACCCGACCUUUCACUUCUUUCCUCCACGAACGUUCUGGGGUUGGAGCUUUGCAACAACGCCCAUGUCUUAUUGCCUUGCGACCGCCAUUGAUGAGCUCUGUAGGCCGAAGCUUUUCAUCCGAAGAUUCCGAACCUGCGAUUGGAAAAGAGAAAGCUUCUUCCGAGGCUGUUGUGAUUGGUGUUUUUAGCAGAUUGACUAGUAAGGAUGAAAUUAUGAAAGAGCUGAAUUCGAAUGAUAUUGUGAUUAGCCAUGAUUUAGCGUUGAAAGCUCUGAGGUCGCUUGAAUCAAGCCCAGAUGUUGCAGAAAGGUUUUUCCAGUGGGUCUUGGAAGUUUCUCCUAAAAAACUUUCCUCCAAGAGUUAUAACACGAUGCUGCGUAUUCUGGGCGUUAAUGGGCUUGUUGAUGAAUUCUGGAUCUUGGUUGAUGACAUGAAGAAGAAAGGGCAUGGUGUAUCAGCUAACGUCAGGGACACAGUGGGUCAGAAAUUUCAGGAAGAUGGUCUAGAAAGUGAUUUCAAUAGGCUGAAGGAGCUUUUCGCUUCAGGUUCCAUGGAUAAUUCGGUGGACAAGGUUUGCAAUAGGGUUUGUAAGAUUGUUAUGAAGGACCAGUGGUGUGCUGAUUUAGAGAAACAUCUAAGGGAUCUGAAACUCGAGUUUAACAGCGACCUGGUGAAGAUGAUAGUUGAAAAACUUGAUGUGGAACCGAGGAAAGCCCUGUUGUUCUUCCGGUGGAUUGAUGAGUCUGGCAGCUUCAAGCACGAUGAGAUGACGUAUAACGCUAUGGCCAGGGUCUUGGGGAAAGACAAGUUUCUUGAUAGGUUUCAGCACCUCAUCGAAGAAAUUAGGAGCGCUGGUUACGAAAUGGAGAUGGAGACUUAUGUUAGGGUCUCCGCAAGGUUCUGUCAGACUAAGAUGAUUAAAGAAGCUGUUGAGUUGUUCGAGUUUGCAAUGGCGGGGAGCAACACACCCACUGCGCACUGCUGCAGUUUACUGCUCAAGAAGAUUGUCACUACCAAGAAACUGGACAUGGAUUUGUUUUCAAGGACCGUGAAGGCUUAUACCGGAAAUGGCAACGUUAUGACGGAUUCCGUGCUGCAAGGCGUCCUCAAGUCGUUGAGAAGCGUUGAUAGGUUUGAGCAGAGCAAUGAGGUGUUGAAAGCGAUGAAAGAAGGCGGCUAUAUUCCUAGCGGCGACCUGCAGAGUGUGAUUGCGUCGGGGCUUAGUCGUAAAGGCAAGAAAGAUGAGGCCAAUGAACUUGUGGACUUCAUGGAAGCCUCUGGAAAUCAUCUGGAUGACAAAGCAAUGGCAACUUUAGUUGAAGGGCAUUGUGAUGCCAAAGAUCUCGAAGAAGCUGCAGAGUGUUUCAAGAAGAUGAUCGGCAAAGAUGGGGUCUCUUAUGCGGGCUACGCAUUUGAGAAGUUGGUACUUGCUUAUUGCAACAGUUUUCAGGCAAGAGACGCGUACAAGCUUUUCGCGGAGCUAGUGAAACAGAAGCAGUUGAAACCUUGGCACAGUACAUACAAAAUCAUGGUGAGGAAUCUUCUGAUGAAGAAGGUAGCAAGAGAUGGUGGGUUCGAAGAAGCUUUGAGUCUUGUACCUCUGAUGAGAAAUCACGGUUUCCCUCCUUUCGUGGACCCAUUCAUAGAUUACUUAUCAAACAGUGGAACAGGCGCUGAAGCAUUCGCUUUUCUCAAGGCUCUGACGUCGAAGAAGUUUCCAUCUAACUUAAUGGUUCUGCGUGUGUUGGAAGCUAUGUUGAAGUCUGCGAGGCAUAGUGAAGCUCAGGAUUUGCUGUCUCUGUGCCCUAGCUAUAUCCGUCGCAAUGCAGACGUUCUACAACUGUUCAGUUCCAUGAAACCUGAUAAAUGUUCUUUAGAGAAACCUUUGCCAGCUCCCGCCCAGAUCGAAGCCUGA
Messenger RNA from Thlaspi arvense, 2160 nucleotides. Lineage: Eukaryota; Viridiplantae; Streptophyta; Magnoliopsida; Brassicales; Brassicaceae. The record is from the annotation of a GenBank genome assembly.